Molecule: messenger RNA, 2146 nt
Organism: Populus nigra (black poplar)
Lineage: Eukaryota; Viridiplantae; Streptophyta; Magnoliopsida; Malpighiales; Salicaceae
Product: high mobility group B protein 15-like
Exons: 6
Coding region: 442-1845 (467 amino acids)
Molecular function (GO): DNA binding
Source: RefSeq, a predicted model, not a curated record
GUUCAUGGACAUCAAAUUAAGUUUCUUAUGAUUCAUUACUGUAGACUGUAGUAUUGUUUUUUAAAUUCUAUUCUCAACUGCUAUCUGCAUGUUGAUUUUAAUGUUUAAUAAAUUCUGCUCUAUUUUUUCCUUAAAAGGGUUUUCCAGCAUCUCUUGAAACCAUGGCCUUUCUUUAAAGUUUAACCUUUUGGAUUUUGCACGGGAUAAAGCUGUGCUUUUUGGCAAUAUCCUUGAUGAGUUCCUUUUUAUUCCUUCUUCUGCAUGCUUUUACUUUCACCUGCAAGUUCUGUUUGUUUGUUGAUCUCUUUGAACUCUUUCUUCUUUGUGCAGUCACUUUUCAUAGUUAGAUUUUUUACUUGAACUUGUCUCUUGUGAGGUGUGUGAAUAGGACAAUUUCUAAUGGUUUUAUAGGGAAGGACAAACUGAUGUGGGGUUACUGAAAUGGAGUUGGCGAUGGCAUCGACUUCUUGUGCCAAGCAGAGUCCGACGCUUAUGAAAGAACCAGUUAUGAACUAUGUUCAAUAUCCAGCACCUGGGGCCACAUAUGAGGAUGUUAUAGUUAGUCCUAAACUCUUUAUGGAAACUUUGGAGAAGUUCCAUGCUGCCAUGGGAACCAAGUUCAUGAUCCCUAUAAUAGGGGGUAAGGAACUGAACUUGCAUCGGCUUUUUGUGGAGGUAACAUCUCGAGGUGGCAUCGAGAAGAUUAUUAGAGAGAGAAGAUGGAAAGAAGUGACUGGUGUUUUCAACUUUCCAUCUACUGCCACAAAUGCAUCUUUUGUGCUGCGCAAGUACUAUGGUUCCUUGCUUCAACAUUAUGAACAACUUUACUACUUCAAAGCGCGGAGUUGGAGCCCUGCCUCUCCUGUUCCUUUGCAGAGUUCAUCGAUAUCACAAUGUCCAGCUCAAGUGACUGUUCAGCCGUCACCAGAAUAUCAAGCUGCUGCCGUCAAACAACAAACAGCAAAUAUUCCAGAGCUGUGUAGAGCAAUGCCAGGAUCAUCUGCAAGCACUUCAGUGAUAGGGGUAAUUGAUGGGAAAUUCGAGAGUGGGUAUCUUGUUUCUGUGAUGGUAGGUUCAGAGAAACUCAAAGGUGUUCUUUAUCAGGCGCCGCAGAACCAAUCAUGGCAAGUGCCACAGCCUCGUAGUGUGCCUGCCAACAAUAGUGGUAAUACACAAGCUGUACCAGGUACACGACGCCGGCGCCGCCGAAAGAAAAGUGAGAUAAAAAGAAGGGACCCUGCUCAUCCAAAACCUAAUAGAAGUGGCUAUAAUUUCUUCUUUGCUGAGCAGCAUGCAAGACUCAAACCACUUUACCCAGGGAAGGAUAGAGAGAUCAGUAGGAUGAUUGGUGAGCUAUGGAACAAAAUAAAUGAUUCCCAAAAAGCGGUUUAUCAGGAUAAAGCUCUUAAAGAUAAAGAAAGAUACAAAAUAGAAAUGGAGGGUUAUCGGGAGAGAUUGAGAACGGGGAAAGUUAUUAGUGAUGCGGUUCCACUGCAGCAGUGGUUACCAGGUAAAGAUACUGAGAUGGUGGAAGUGAAUGUUAGUACUGGAGAAACUGGAGGGGGCUCUCCUCAAAAUGAUAGUAGUUCUGGUGAAAGUGAUUCUGAAGAUAAAACUGCAGAGAAAGAUUUGGACAUGGAAGCAUCUCCACUUGAGGGAUUGGGUGCUGAUUCUGGCGACAUGGAUGUGGAGACUUCAGCUGAGGUAACACCUUUUAAGCUACUAUCUAAGAGAGAAGAAAAUGUUAAAGAUGAGGGGGUUGAAAAGCCUGGCAACCCAGCCACUGAAAACUCGGAGACUACUGUACAGACUCUGGAAGAAAACAUACACGGCGGCAAACAUUGACGUUCUCUACCAUGAAGUAGGAUUUACACUUUGAUCAUGUAGGUUUACUUCUUUAUGGUAUAACUACAUAUGAUAAUUUUACCUUUUAGUUUUGUUAAUUGUCCUAGAACUCGUUCCCUUUUGUUUUUCGAAGCCUGCUUGCUAUGGAAGGUAGUGUUAGUCAUGAUGUAGGGCGGAGCAGGAACUUAAUCUAACUUCUGACAGUUUUGUAGUCAGGAGAAAUUUUGAUGCAUUUGUUGAACACUGCGGUUUCAUGCAAACCUAUGCUCUAAUUGCAUUUCCUGGAUUAAUAUUUUAUGAA